UAUAGAGAGUGGAGGGGAUCUCCUUUGGAUGGAUGAAACAAGGACUUAUUGAGUACUUAAGUUUUAAGAAGAGACAACAAGAGGGAUACGCUGAUUUUUUUGAGAGGGUAAUGAAUGAAGACACUCAGUCCCAUCUCAGGAUGGAGGCUACAGACAAACUCAACGGGCUUGGAGGGAGGAGGAGGCGGCCAAAGAAGUCGGACAGCAACACCAGUUUCCUUCGAGCAGCAAGAGCAGGAAAUAUUGACAAGGUUCUGGAGUAUAUGAAGGGCGGAGUAGACAUCAGCUCUUGUAAUCAGAAUGGCCUCAACGCUUUGCACUUGGCAGCAAAGGAAGGACACAUAGAGCUGGUCCAGGAGCUGCUGGACAGAGGGUCUUCAGUUGAUUCUGCAACCAAGAAAGGAAAUACAGCUCUCCAUAUCGCUUCACUAGCAGGACAAGGAGAGGCUGUAAAUAUCCUGGUCAAGAGGGGAGCAGACAUUAAUGCCCAAUCUCUGAAUGGAUUCACUCCUCUGUACAUGGCUUCUCAAGAAAACCAUUUAGAUGUAGUGCGGUAUCUUUUGGAGAAUGGUGGAAACCAGAGUACUGCAACAGAGGAUGGCUUCACACCACUUCCUAUUGCACUGCAACAAGGCCAUAAUCAGGUGGUGUCCAUCCUUCUAGAGAACGACACAAAGGGCAAAGUACGUCUGCCUGCCUUGCACAUUGCAGCCCGCAAGGAUGACACCAAAUCUGCUGCCCUGCUGCUCCAAAAUGACCACAAUGCCGAUGUUCAGUCUAAGAUGAUGGUCAAUAGGACAACUGAGAAUGGGAAGAGUGGAUUCACACCCCUGCAUAUCGCUGCUCAUUAUGGAAAUGGGAAUGUCGCAACACUGCUCCUCAAUCGAGGGGCUGCUGUGAACUUCACUGCAAGGAAUGGGAUCACGCCACUACAUGUUGCGUCUAAGAGGGGAAACACAAAUAUGGUUAAUCUGCUGUUGGACAGAGGGGCUCAGAUUGAUGCCAAAACACGGGAUGGCCUCACACCUUUACACUGUGCAGCAAGAAGUGGGCAUGACACAGCAGUGGAGCUCUUAUUGGAGAGAAGAGCCCCUAUGCUGGCCAGAACCAAGAAUGGUUUAUCUCCACUCCACAUGGCAGCGCAAGGUGACCAUUUGGAGUGUGUCAAACACCUGCUGCAGCACAAGGCACCUGUUGAUGAUGUCACACUGGACUACCUGACAGCCCUCCAUGUUGCUGCUCACUGUGGUCACUACAGAGUUACCAAACUUCUACUAGACAUGAGAGCCAACCCGAAUGCUCGAGCAUUGAAUGGUUUCACUCCUCUGCACAUUGCCUGUAAGAAAAACAGAGUCAAAGUGAUGGAGCUCUUGAUCAAAUACGGAGCAUUCAUUCAAGCUAUCACUGAGUCUGGUCUCACACCAAUCCAUGUGGCAGCCUUCAUGGGUCACCUCAACAUUGUUCUUUUACUACUGCAGAAUGGAGCUUCCCCUGAUGUUAGCAACAUACGUGGAGAAACAGCUUUGCACAUGGCUGCCCGUGCUGGACAGAUGGAAGUUGUUCGCUGUCUUCUGAGGAAUGGAGCCAUGGUGGACGCAAGAGCAAGGGAGGAUCAGACUCCGGUUCACAUUGCAUCUCGUUUGGGUAAGACCGAGAUUGUCCAGCUCCUGCUACAACACAUGGCUCAUCCAGAUGCAGCAACCACUAAUGGUUACACCGCCCUUCAUAUCGCUGCACGAGAGGGACAUCUGGACGUUACUUCAGUGUUGUUGGAGGCUGGUGCUUCUCACUCUUUAGCUACCAAGAAAGGGUUCACACCUUUACAUGUGGCAUCAAAAUAUGGUAACCUGGACGUGGCAAAACUACUUCUACAGCGGCGGGCACCCCCUGACUUUUCUGGGAAGAACGGUCUUACUGCUCUACAUGUUGCUGCUCACUAUGAUAACCAGAAGGUGGCGCUCCUGCUUUUGGACAAAGGGGCAUCUCCCCAUGCCACAGCCAAGAAUGGAUACACUCCCCUUCACAUAGCAGCAAAAAAGAAUCAAAUGGAAAUAGCUACCACACUCCUGCAAUACGGAGCUGAGACCAACAUCCAGACCAAACGGGGUGUGAUGCCGCUCCAUCUGGCUUCCCAAGAGGGACACAGUGAGAUGGCAGCUCUGCUUCUGCAAAGAGGAGCUAAUGUCAAUGUAACCACAAAGAUACGUGACCAACAAACAAAAUUGGGAUACACAACGCUUAUCGUUGCCUGUCACUAUGGAAAUGCUAAGAUGGUUAAUUUUCUGUUGAAGAGUGGGGCAAGUGUCAAUGCUAAAACAAAGAAUGGUUACACACCUCUACACCAGGCUGCACAACAAGGAAACACACAUAUCAUUAACGUCUUGCUCCAGCAUGGAGCCAAACCCAAUGCCAUCACUGUGAAUGGAAACACCGCUCUUGCCAUCGCACGUCGCCUUGGUUACAUUUCUGUGGUUGACACUCUGAGAGUAGUCACAGAGGAAAUUAUCACUACAACAACGACAGUGACAGAGAAACACAAGCUAAAUGUGCCAGAGACCAUGACAGAAGUCCUUGAUGUGUCUGACGAAGAGGGUGAUGACACCAUGACUGGUGAUGGUGGAGAAUAUUUGAGAGCAGAGGAUUUGAGAGAGUUAGGAGAUGACUCUCUACCUGGGCAGUACCUGGAUGGCAUGAAUUACUUGCGCUUCAGUUUAGAAGGAGGACAAUCAGACAGUCGCUUACAAAGUUUGGAUAGGUCCUACACACCCACUUACCAAAGACACUUCCCUGUAAAACAUUAUGGGAUGAUGGAGGAUAUGAUAUAUAGUAACCAGGUGUCUUCUCUUGCAAGAGAAAAUGAAAAGGAAUCAUAUAGCUGGGAAAUGGAAAACUUGGACAACAUAGCACUGUCCUCAAGUCCUGCUCAUUCUGGCCGUUGUUCUCCAUGUCAUGACCAUGACAAUAGCAGUUUCUUAGUAAGCUUCAUGGUGGAUGCCCGUGGAGGUGCCAUGCGUGGAUGCCGGCACAAUGGCCUACGACUGAUCAUUCCACCGCGGAAAUGCAGUGCCCCUACUCGAGUCACCUGUAGACUGGUGAAAAGGCACCGACUGGCAACCAUGCCCCCCAUGGUAGAGGGUGACGGUCUAGCUAGCAGGCUGAUUGAGGUUGGACCCUCUGGAGCUCAGUUCCUUGGUAAGCUCCACCUCCCUACUGCCCCGCCCCCUCUGAAUGAGGGUGAGAGUUUGGUUAGCCGCAUUCUGCAACUGGGCCCACCAGGGACAAAAUUUCUGGGGCUGGUGAUUGUGGAGAUCCCUCACUUUGCGGCUCUAAGAGGAAAAGAGAGGGAGCUGGUGAUCUUACGCAGUGAAACGGGAGAGAGUUGGAAAGAGCAUCAUUGUGAGUACACAGAAGAAGAGCUCAACCAGAUCCUCAACGGCAUGAAUGAGGGACUGGACCCACCAGAAGAGUUGGAGAGAAAGCGAAUCUGUCGCAUUAUCACUCGGGACUUUCCACAGUAUUUUGCUGUGGUGUCACGAAUUAAGCAGGACAGUAAUCUCAUUGGUCCAGAAGGUGGAAUUCUGAGUAGCACAGUGGUCCCUCAAGUACAGGCUGUCUUCCCAGAGGGAGCUCUCACUAAACGCAUCCGUGUUGGCCUGCAGGCUCAACCAACGUGUGUUGAUGUAGUGAGGAAGAAUUUGGGUAAUAAAGCCACAUUCAGCCCUAUAGUCACUCUGGAACCGCGGAGGAGGAAAUUCCAUAAACCCAUAACCAUGACCAUCCCUGUCCCGAAGAGCUCCACUGACCCAAUCCUUGGCGGCUUCGGAGGUGGAGAUACUCCUACAUUACGUUUGCUAUGCAGCAUCACAGGUGGGACCACUCCUGCUCAAUGGGAGGAUAUCACUGGGACUACACCAUUAACAUUCACCAAUGACUGUGUGUCUUUCACCACAAACGUGUCUGCCAGAUUCUGGCUUAUAGACUGCAGGCAGGUGCAGGAGUCAGUGAAAUUCGCCACUCAGGUGUAUCAUGAGAUCAUCUGUGUACCUUACAUGGCCAAAUUCGUCAUCUUUGCCAAAACACAUGACCCUAUUGAGGCUCGAUUACGCUGUUUCUGUAUGACUGGUGAUAAAAUGGACAAAACUUUGGAGCAGCAAGAGCACUUCACAGAAGUGGCACGUAGCCGAGAUGUGGAGGUAUUAGAAGGAAAGCCAAUCUAUGUAGACUGUUUUGGAAACCUGGUUCCUCUAACAAAAAGUGGCCAGCAUCAUAUCUUCAGCUUCUAUGCCUUUAAAGAGAAUCGACUGGCUCUUUUUAUCAAAAUACGAGACAACACUCAAGAGCCUUGUGGACGUUUGUCCUUCACAAAAGAGCCGAGAUAUUAUAGGACUUUGACUCAUAGUGCAAUAUGCAAUUUAAACAUCACCCUGCCAGCUUACUCAAAGGAGUCAGAUUCAGAUCAAGAACCUGAUGAGGAGACAAGCCGGACACUUGAGAAAUAUGAUGAAGACAAUGAAAAAACUGAAACCUCAUUCCUGAAAACACAAUUGAUCCGAGACUCUCCUGCUCUUGCAAGUCCAGAUUUACUCUCUGAAGUGUCAGAGAUGAAACAAGACCUUAUCAAAAUGACUGCUAUUCUGACCACUGAUUCCUCAGUGAAAACGGGUCCCAUGCAAGGGGAUUAUUUAGAUAAGGGGGUGGAGGAGGUGUCAGCAGAGCCUUUUGAGAUAAUGGAAAAAGUCAAAGAGGAUUUGGAGAAAGUUAGCAAAAUUCUGAGAAGUGGAACAUGUGACAAGGAAGAGUCUGCAAAAACAGACAGCCGUCCAUAUAGGAAGGAUGAGGGGUGGGUUCUCCUAACGGAAAGUGAAAUCGAAGAGGCAAAAAUGAUGGCUGCCUUUGAAUCUCAAGAAUCACGUCUAAAGGAAGUUCGAGUCAACAGAGGAUCACAGAGACCAAAGGGUGCUAGGGACAGGCCUGGCAUAGAGACUGUUCCCAGUGCUGAAGUUAAGGAAUACUUAUUGGAUGCACCUGAAACAUCUAGGCCUACAUCCCAAGAGUCUCCAUCACAGCAAAGGUUCACUGAGGUUGUUCUGCGCAGAGGUGGUCAAAAAAUAGUCCCUACAGUGGCAAAAGACACUAAGGCCCAUACAACAGAAGUAAAAAAGCCAGUCAGAAGAAAAGGACCUCAAGGCCACACCGAUGAAACCCAGUCAUUUAGCACAAAAGAAAGCAUUGCUAGUAAAAGUGCCAGGAAGUCUUCCAAAGGGGAUGCCUUUCUACCAGUCCCUGGAGACCAAAAAAAGUAUCCUGUUUCACCAGUUGGUGAGACACCAAUCGGUUCCAUUAAAGAGAAAGUUAAGGCUCUUCAAAAGAAAGUAGAGGAAGAACAAAAAGGUCAGAAAAAACGAACAGGCCAAAAACCUCUAUAUACAGCUACAGAAGCUAAAGCAUCUUCUGUUGUCAAAGAUCAGAAAACAUCAGGCCUGACUUCUUCACCCCAGAAGCAGUCUCCUUCUAGGUCACGAAGCUCUGAGCCUGGGAGACUAGAAGAAACCAUGUCUGUGAGAGAACUAAUGAGAGCAUUUCAAACUGGCCAAGACCCCUCAAAAAGAAAAUCUGGGCUCUUUGAGCACAAAGGGCCUUCCAAAACAGAAUGCACAAUAGUGAGUAAACCAGAGGCUAUCUUUACAAAGUCACAAAGUCUACCCCAAGCACGCUCACAUGAAGAAGUGUCUCUUGAUGUUUUAAAGCCUGAAGAUCACCAUGAAGAAAAAGAAGUCAAAAUUAGUCCACACAUAAAAUACUCUGAAGACAUUGAAGAAGAUACGAGUCAAAAGAGUCGUCAGCAUCCACAGGAAAAGAGUGGUGAGGCUUUGGUUUCUGGAAUCGUGUCAGCAGGUCAUUUUACUCACUCAAGCAUGACAACAGCAAUUCCUCAAAAUUUGUCAGAACAGCGCAGAGAUAUAUUGCCUGAUAAUGGUACAGAGAACAGUGCGUUUUAUGCCAUCUCUGACAGCAUUAGACAUGAAGCAUUGGUCGACUCACCCAAUGCCAGCCUCGCUGAAGUGGAAGCUCCUUUGAGUUCUGAGGAAAGUUACAAACAUGAGGGCAUGGCUGAGACUCCAGAAACAAGCCCUGAGAGCCUCUCAUUAUCACAGAAAAAAACAGCUCAGUCUAUACUUACAAAGACCACAAAAUCAGUAGCAGUCACCCCUAAAGCCAAGACAAGUAAAGUAUAUGUUUCCUUUUCUACUGAGAUGAAGACAACUAAUGAACAGGCAUCUGAAGCUACAGUUCAUCAUCCAUCGUUGAGCCAUGCAGUGGAUGAACCAACAAAAAGUGAGUCUAUAUCUAUUCCUCAUGCAAAUAGGGGGGUGAACUUUGAGGGGGAAAAAACUUCUGUUGAUAAGGAUAUUGUUUCUGUGUCAUCCAAGACAUCUAAAUCUCGAAAACUGACAAAAAGAACAUCUGAAACACUAGAGUGUUUUUUGAGUGAUGAGGAAUCCUUUGAUGGUCAACCAAUACCAACCUCUGCGGACUCCCUGGCCUCAAGGGCAGCUACACAGGAUCAUGGUGGUUUAGUGCUACCUCUUAGUCACCAAGAUUCAGAGAACCUUAGUCCAGUAGCUGAUGACUCUUUUACUAUUAGCCACAAGGACUCUUUAGAGGGUAGUCCCUUGAUGGAAGACAACUCUUCCCAUAAAACCCCAGACUCUAUUGAGCCUAGUCCAACAAAAGAAUCCCCGUGUCUUGACUCUUUAGAAAGCAGCCCCAUAGAGAUGAAAACCAACCUGGCUUUUCCACCUACAGUAGAACAACCCAGUGUGACCACAGGGCCCCUGACAUCCUCCAAAGCCCCUGAAAUCCCACCAGACAGUUUGCAUAGUAGAAUGCUCAAAGAACAGGAGGGUAAUGCCGAUGAUGACAGUUGUGAGCAGACGUCCCUGAUGACAAGUUCGGGUAAGAGUCCUCUCUCACCUGACACACCAAGUUCUGAAGAGGUAAGUUAUGAGGUCAAUCCUAAAACCCCAGACCCCAUGGUCCUGAUUGUUCCCUUUAAACCAUCAGUAAUCCCAGAGGAGACAGUAGAAGAUGACGAGUUGAAGUGUGGCCUGACACAGAGGAAAAUUACUCAAGAGGAAGAGAUGUUUAAAAUGGCUGCCAAAAUAAAAACAUUUGAUGAAAUGGAACAAGAUGCAAAAGACAAAAAUGACAAUAGAAAAGAUAGUGAAUCCUCUCAGACCUUGGUAGCAUCUGAUGCAGGAGAUGACAGCUUCAAAUUGUUUGGGCUUGCAUCCAAACAUGAAACAUCCUCUUUGGGUGAUGUUGGGUUUAGGGAACUCAAACAAGCCUCAGAGAUAGCACGGUCUGUUGAACCGAUCAUUAAAGUACAACCUCCCUCUCCUUUUCCAGCAGGUAUUCAUAAGAUCCCCCAAACACCUGAUGACAUUCAACAAACCAUGGCCCACAGUGCAGCAUCUUCAGCUGAAUCAGCAAUGAGGAGACCACAGUCUGUCUCAGAAAAGCAUACCAUAAAACCACACCUUCAAGGUGAGUUGAAGUGUGGCCUGACACAGAGGAAAAUUACUCAAGAGGAAGAGAUGUUUAAAAUGGCUGCCAAAAUAAAAACAUUUGAUGAAAUGGAACAAGAUGCAAAAGACAAAAAUGAAAAUAGAAAAGAUAGUGAAUCCUCUCAGACCUUGGUAGCAUCUGAUGCAGGAGAUGACAGCUUCAAAUUGUUUGGGCUUGCAUCCAAACAUGAAACAUCCUCUUUGGGUGAUGUUGGGUUUAGGGAACUCAAACAAGCCUCAGAGAUAGCACGGUCUGUUGAACCGAUCAUUAAAGUACAACCUCCCUCUCCUUUUCCAGCAGGUAUUCAUAAGAGCCCCCAAACACCUGAUGACAUUCAACAAACCAUGGCCCACAGUGCAGCAUCUUCAGCUGAAUCAGCAAUGAGGAGACCACAGUCUGUCUCAGAAAAGCAUACCAUAAAACCACACCUUCAAGAGUCUCUUAGUCAGAAAUUUAAGGACAAAAAUUAUGUUGAUUCAGAGUUAGUACAGCUGAACAAAACUGCCUCUAACAGCAAAAAUCUGGUUGCAAAUAUAACUGAUGAACAAAAAGAGCAAAGCUUAAAAAGAUCAAAAGGAAUUCAAGAAAUGUACAGUCAUGAACAACAGAAGGAGGCAGCUAAUUCCCAAAAUGUUGACUGCAAAUCACAUAGUCAAGAAGAGUCUAAUGUAACGGAUGAGAUUAAAGGGGAUUACAUGAGGCAUGCAGGGACAUCUUAUGUUGAUAUUUGUAGUGGCAGCUUAGAUAUUGAUUCUAUUCCAAUUAUUAUUGGGCAAACAAAAGAAACGUUUAAACCAGAAAUAUGUAUUUAUGAUGACACAGAGGAAGAUAAUGCUGAGGAGGAACCUCCUAAGACUGAAUCUAGAGGAGUUACAGCAAAAGCAGAGACAGACGCCUGGAAUUCAACGCGAGAAGAUGAUGAUGCAUUUGCAGCAAGAGUCAAAGAGGAAGAGCAAAAGAUCUUGGGUCUGGCUGUAGAUCGGCAUUCCCAAGGGGCUACUUCAGACAUAACACCAUCAAGGACACCCACUGAGGAGGGUACACCAACAAGCGAACAAAAUCCUUUCCUUUUUCAAGAAGGAAAACUUUUUGAGAUGACAAGAAGUGGUGCGAUAGACAUGACAAAAAGGAGUUACGAGGAGGAAGGUUUUGCAUUUUACCGAAUAGAGCAACCCAUUGUAGAGGUCAUAGCUGAAGAAGGAGGUAAUGAAGCUGUUAGAACAUCCAAUGAUGCUGAGAAUGAGAUUGGUUGUAACCUCUCUUUGCAAGUAAAUGCAGAGGAGGAUGAAGACCUCCUUAAAGAGGCUGCAGAUGUAUCUGUACAUUCUCCUGCUGGGGAUAACCUGACCGCAGCUGCAAAGUCAGAUUUUUCCAAAUCUAGACCCCCCAUCAAAUUAGAUAUUUCUGCCUCAACCAAAACCUCAGAGAAGAACCAAACAAUGUUAGAAAUUAAAUCAGACAAAGUUAUGAGUGAGGUACAUUUUGAAUCUGAUCCUGGUUCCUCUGACACUGUCAUAGCCAAUGUCCAGACAGCAGUGUCAACAGUUACUAGAUCAGUUCGUUCCCAACAAGACCAAGAGUCCUCAGAUUCCUCCCCAGAUGAUCAGCACUCAGUAAUAGAACAAACCAAAUCACCUGAAAAGACAGAAUCCCACAGUAAACUUGCAUCUAAGCAUUACACUGCAGCAUCUCUAUCAUCUACGACUAGAAAAGAUAUGUCCACCUCCAAAGAGGGAGAGAAACCAAAAUCCCGAAUCCCUGUUAAGGCCAGCUCCCUAAGGUCUGAAUGUGAAGAACUUGCCACGGAUAAGAAGUCAAAUUUGCCCAUAAAACCUCAAUCAAGGAGAAAAUCUGAGACAGACACAGGCCCAUCCAUAGCCUCCAGUUUAACAAAGUCUUCUAAAGUCAAGAGCUUCUGUGAAAGUGAUUGCACCAAAAAAACAGCCAAAAAGGGCCAGAAUCGUCCAACAAACACUGAUCUAUCCAGCACAACUAAGACACUUCCUUCGAAAUUACCAAUCAGGGGAAAGCCUGACCAGCCAGUUCAAACUUCCACACCAGCAAAACAAAAAAAGGUUCAGCGAACUGACACAAACAAACAGUCCAUUCCAUUUUUUGAAGAGAUUAGUCAUGAGGCAGCUAAGGUAGUGGAGAGUUUGGCUCAGGCAGAGAAAGACAAACAGGAGGCUGUUGCCUUAUCUGACGAUGAAAGCAACACCAUCAAUGCCUCAGUAAUAGAGAGUGAACCUUUCACUUACAUCCAAAUGACUUUCCCUGAGGAUUCCUUGGUUAUUAGGCCCAGAUGGGACAACCCCGUUGAGACGCAGAUGGAACAAAUCCCUGCUGAUAGAGUCCGAAGUCAAGUAGAUCCACAAGAUGAGGCUGACAGGAAAGAGGGUCGCCUGGCUGUAAUAGCAGACCACCUUGGUUUCAGCUGGUCAGAAUUCGCUCGAGAGCUUGAAUUCAGUGAGGUACAGAUCAAUCAGAUAAAAAAUGAGAAUCCAAAUUCUGUACAAGACCAAAGCCAUGCCCUCAUAAGGCUAUGGAAAGGAAGGGAGGGCAAAAAUACUACAGAGAACACUUUGAUGAGGACACUUUCAAAAAUAAAUCGUGUGGACAUUGUUAAUCUCAUCGAAACAAAAAUCAUCCAGUCCAGUCAAGACCAGUCAUCACACACCUAUGCAGAAAUUGAGCAAACCAUAUCAUUGGAUCAUAGUGAAGGUUUUUCAGCCCUACAGGAGGACAUGGACAGUCCCAGGCCAGAUCGGCGAGCAGAAGUCACACAAAAAGGAUCAGAACUUGGACCUCUGGUGGCAUCUGUCGAGGAUCUCUUCUGCAAUGUAUCUUCCUUUGAUGAUUCCAAGAAAGAGAGGUUGCUGACAGACAAAGAGAUGGGUUCAGAGGUGGUCGGAGCCUCAGCACACAGUUCCUUUGAUAUGGUUGGACUGAGGCAACAAUUCCCAGGCAAUAUCAAAAAAGGUGACGAGAUGCCCGAAAUCCCUCCUCAGGCUGUGACAGAAGAGAAAUACACUGAUGAGUAUGGAAACAUGGUGGUCAAAAAGGACCCCGAUGCAUAAGACACGCACUCAGAAAAGCACAGUAGUGAAGAAUGGCCAAGCCAAACAAACCCACCUGGAACGACUGGAGGACACCCCAGAUUCCCUGCGACCUGAUGACAUACAGCAGCAGCUGCAUCAGCUGCUUCAACGCUGCUGUACCCCAGAGGUGACUGAAGAGCCUGGUGUAGGGCAAGAUUCAGAUGCAGGAGAACAGGACAAACAAUAAGGCACCACCUCCUGCUAUGAGUUGUGGUGGGCAUUUAAUAGAAAUUUCUAAAAAUGUAUGUCUGUAGCCCUUUAUAAUAACACAAAAUAAUUCUUGACUUGCUUACCAGAUCCCUUUUAUUUAUUGCUUGAACUUUUCAUUCAUGGCAAAUAAUGGAAACAUUUUAACUGCAUUAUGGCUGAAUGUCUUUUUUUGUCUGACUGAAUUAAUUGUCUCAUUUUGUGACCAAAGAUAGUGUUAUCCGAAUUGCUGAGUGAUUUGUAUGAAACGGAGAUGAUUUUGUGUGUGUAUGUGUGUCAUUUUGGUUGCUGUGGUAUUGUAGAAGCAGAACUAAACAUAAUAAUGGAAAAUGAAUAUGGGUCAGUUUGGAUGCUGAGCUCAUUGUCUAGCCACUAAAGAUGUGAACACAUUUGUAAAUAAUGGACUUUGAAAAUGUUUAAAAACACUGUCAUAUACUCUUUUGUCUCCUGUAAGUGCUGUACAACUGCAUCAAUGGACUGCUGUAAUUAAAAACAUGUCAGAUUACUUGCUCAAAAUCUUUCAACAGACCUGAUAAAAUAUCACCAUAAUAUCUUUGGGGCAUGUGAGUUUGUAACCACAGUUAAUCAAGAGCAAGCAAUCAGCUAUCUGAUAUAACUGGCUAUGUAUUUAUACUGGCUAUGACUGAGACUUAAAAGCAACAAAUAUAUGUCAUGCUGUAGUUUUUCUUAAUCCCAGAAUGCUUCUGAAUGAUUUUUACACAGAUUACAUGAGAAUUUAUCAGUUUUAAGUGGAUGAAAUUGCUUGUUUUUUCCCCCCAUGUUGUCCACUGUUAAGGUAUUUCAUAGUGAAAGAAUGCUGUCAUUAUCUAUACGUCCAGUUAUUUUGUUCGUCAUUGACCUAUUUGUUUUCACGAGUAACAUUGUCUAAUUGUCUAACCUAUGUACAGAAUAUGUAUGUGUGUGUUCUCAGAUCACCUCUGUGACAAUGCAACAGUUUAUUCGAAACAUUUUUUCUUUC
Sinocyclocheilus grahami is the source of this 11853-nucleotide messenger RNA. Its product is annotated as ankyrin-2-like. The record is from RefSeq and is a predicted model, not a curated record. Lineage: Eukaryota; Metazoa; Chordata; Actinopteri; Cypriniformes; Cyprinidae. Gene Ontology annotation, biological process: signal transduction. Gene Ontology annotation, molecular function: protein binding.